UGUACAACACUUAAUUACCCAAUGCUAUCACAACAACAGUGUAAUUAAAAAUUAAAUUCGAACGAAUCAGGCGUAUCGUACAGGGCCAACUUUAGCAACUUUCAAGAUAAUUUGUAAUCAUUUCUUUGGUGUAGGAUGUUUCCUGAUAUCUACGUUUUUGAGCUAAUAGGCGAAGACAAAGAUUCACAUUUAAUAAGUCUCAGUGUAAAUGUCUUCAAACAGUUUAGACGACUAAGACACUUUAACGACUCCACAGCCGUUUGGAAGAGAACGCAUCAAAAUGUCAUCAGCCAUCAACAGAGUAUGUUUCGUAGCGUUAGUGAUCCUAUUGUGCUCGUGUAGAUUUAUAUUGGCAGAUUUCUUCCAAGGAUGUGAGAAUAGAGAGAAUACCUAUAUAGCCAGUGAUAAGAGUUGUACCAGUUACAUAUAUUGUUUUGGUGAUGAGUCAUUUGAGGGCGAUUGUGAUGACGAUACCCCAUAUUUUUCUGAAACUGAUCAGACAUGUGACACGGAUCCUGCUGUUUGCAAGGAUUUCAAUCAGGAUGGGGAACCCAAUGCACCUGAGGAAAACCCAGUAAGUUCUUCGGCGGCACCGUCUUCAACUCUGGCCUCCACGGUGUCCUCAGUAAGACCUUCAAAUUCUACCAUUAGCACGUUUGCCUCUACCUCGCCAACUACUCUCUCCACUACGCUCUCCAGUACGUUAUUCACUACUCCCUCCUCUACUCCCUCCACUACUCCCUCCACUACCAAGACCUCAUCUACUCAAACGACUACGACUACUUCGGGUACUGUUGUCAACUUAUGUCCCAGCGAUGAUGAUCCUUCGAAUAUAGUAUUCUUACAAGAUUCAAAAUCUUGUUCGGAUUAUUAUAUGUGCUAUCAUGGUCAGCCUUUACCCAUGCAUUGUUCUCCAACGCUGCAUUUCGAUAUAAAUACCUCUAAAUGUGAUUAUCCACAAAAUGUUAAGUGUCAACUGGACAAUGGCUCACCGCGAGAUAAAUGUCAAGCACAUACCGUAGAUGUCUACCCACAUCCCUUAAAUUGUAAUUACUAUUACAUGUGCAAAUUUGGUUACCUAAUGGUUAUGCAAUGUCCUCCAAAUAUGGGCUGGGAUUAUACCGUAAAUGCUUGCGUUUUACGCUCUAAAGCUAAGUGCUAUACAAACUUGGAGGAAUCGAAAAAGCUUUUAAAGGUAAAAGACGUAAAACGGAGUUUAAAGCAGUUUAAAAAAAAAAAAAAAAACUUUACUACAAUGAGACUCCUUUCGAAAGGUGUUAAGGGUUUAACUUUAAAAUGUAUGUUUUUGUUUAUGUAUUGCUGUAGUGUUACCGCCAUUUGGCGCCCUCGUCCCUUGCCACGCCAAGAGGAUAUUUGUGCUAAUCAAGCUGUGGGGGAUUUCGUGGAGAAUCCCUUGGAUUGCAGACUCUUCUUUUUGUGUGGUGAUAAUGGCGAAGCUUUAGAGGCUUCCUGUCCUUCCCAUAUGGUAUUCAACUCCCAAACAAAAUUAUGCGAUACCAUAGAAAAUGUACCCCAGUGCAAGCAAGAGCAGCCUCAAACACAGCCUUCAACUUCGACGCCUUCAUCCAGCAAUGUUGAUAACAUUUUGGCUAAUGCCAAUAAACAUUGUCAAGACAUACUGAGCCAAGGACUGGAGUCCACUUCUUUAGUUUUUAUUGCCAAUCCCCAGAAUUGCUAUCAAUAUUUUAUGUGCUAUCAUGGACAGGCUUUGGUGCAGGAGUGCAGCACCAAUCUGUAUUGGAAUUCAAAAAUUGGUAAAUGUGAUUUACCCUCUAAUGUGCAAUGUCUACAACCAGGGCAGGAUGCAACAAAUGGUGGCGACAUUUCAACAUCCUUUGUUGAGAAACCUGCCCAGAGUGGGGAUUCGUUUUGCCCUCUCUAUGGUCAUCAUAUUUUUCCUCACAUGGAACGUUGUGAUCUAUUCAUCUACUGUGUCAAGGGCUAUGCUGUGCUACAGCAGUGUCCCUUCUUCCAUUAUUUCGAUGUGGAAAGUGCUCGUUGUAAAUUGCGCACAAGAGCUUUGUGCGUUAAGGAUUUAAAUUUGAAAUUUCGUAAAAAUACUUUUUAAAAAAUAAAAAGACAUCAAAAAU
Messenger RNA from Stomoxys calcitrans (stable fly), 2111 nucleotides. RefSeq lists its product as uncharacterized. Bases 281 to 2089 code for a protein of 602 amino acids. Gene Ontology annotation, cellular component: extracellular region. The record is from RefSeq and is a predicted model, not a curated record. Lineage: Eukaryota; Metazoa; Arthropoda; Insecta; Diptera; Muscidae. Gene Ontology annotation, molecular function: chitin binding. The transcript has 4 exons.